GUUCGUCUAUUAACAUAACUCUUUACAAAUCUGUCUUACCCUCGUCAAUGUAGGCAGGGGAUCCUGCGAAUAAGCAGUACAGCUAGGUUGAGGGACAUUAUUGCCGUCCUAGACUGACAAGGAUCAAGUCUGAUAAGGUGAUGUGGUGAAACAAAGGACAAGGCUGAGGAUUUUCUCAAAUGAACAUCAUUAACCUUCUGAAAGAAAUCAUGAGUAACCCAAAAUGGUGCUGCAAAGUCAGGCCCAUCUCCAAUGCCCCAGGUGCGGUGACUGUUUUGAUGGCUCUCAUCAGUUUGCUACUUUACUUGUUCUUCGGGAUUCAGCAAUGCAACGUACCUGAGUUUAAGAAAGGAAAGCAAGGGGAGCCGCAAUCGUACGAAGUGGCUUAUCCCCAUAAAUACCGCGUCAUACUGGAUCAGCCAGACAAGUGCCAUCACAACCCUUUUUUGGUGAUCAUCGUUCCUGUGGCCCCUAAUGAUGUGAUGGAAAGGAACGCCGUCAGGAAUACAUGGGGGUAUGAGAAGCUGGUGCAAGAAAAACACGUUGUGGUUCUGUUUCUACUGGGCUUACCGACUGGGAGUAACGCAGCAAUACAACAGGCCCGUAUACACCAGGAGAACGUUCGGCACAAGGACCUUAUUCAGAUCGACUUCAUAGACAUAAAUAACGCGACUGUUAAAACCAUGGUCAUGCUGGAAUGGCUGAGAGAUCACUGCCAACAGGCGUAUUAUGCCGCAAAAGUGGACCCUGACAUUCUGUUUAACGUAAGAGGUCUGAUAAGUAUGCUCCUCGGCCCCAACAUCCCUCUAAGGAACUACCUCACUGGCCAGGUGUUCCACAACAACAAUUCAUUAAAAAACCCAUCAAGCAGGUUUUACAUCCCACCUGAGGUGUACCACAAAUCCGUGUUUCCACCGUUCGCUUUAGGAAAGUGCUUCAUAAUGUCGAUGGACAUGCCAGCAAAGAUUCUGAGGGCCUCGAAGGAAGUCAAGCCUAUUAUAAAAGAUGAUCUGUAUAUCGGCUUAUGCUUGGAGCACCUCGAUAUUGUUCCGGUGAACCCUCCAAACCCUUCGCAGUUUGUCUUUAUCCCACCUGAACUGUAUGACCGGUGCUACUACUCCAAUCUCAUAGCUGUGAUUUUAUACACUCCUGCACAGCUGGUCAACUUAUGGACAGACAUUCACAAACCAGGCCCAGCCUGUUCAUCCUAUGAUUAGGGAAUAAACAAGCGCAACUGGUUUAAAAUUAUACGUUGGAAACAAAAGAAGGAACAAAGAGAGAUUUCGAUACCAGUGAUUCGUUCUAAAAGUAUGGCUUUCUUAAGUUUUUCGUACCGCAUACUUCAUUUCACUGGUCCACCUCAUGCUCGGAAAUGAAUGAAAUCUCUCUACUCUCAGUAUAGCAAUUGGACAGGGUGGGUCAAAACAAGAAUAUAAAUAAAAUAAAUAAAUAAAUAAAUAAAUAAAUAAAAAGACAAGGCAUGACAAGAAUACAUGUAUCUUUUGCAUAACUGAUGGUGUGUAGCAAUUUUCUUAUCUUUUAUAUGGACUGAAAUGUUAAUGCAUUUUGGGUGAACUUUAAAGGUAAACAGUUACUGGGCAGUGCUAACCAGCUACCCCAGCAUAUGCUUACUGACUAACAGGUACCUUUUAGAUUAGAUACAGCAAUGUACUCUACAUAAGGCACAAGCUAAAUACAAUUAUAUAUCAAUGAUAACACAUUUUAUUAUGAGCCUAAAACAGGGAUUCAAUGAUGUGACUUCUUUUACACAACCAUGAAGAUAUACAGUAGGUGUACAAACAUACUGUAUGGUCUUUAAAGUUUGAUCAUAAAUCUAAUAAUUAUGAUGAGGUUCGCUGGCUCCUAGGGUUAGUUGACAGCUGAUGCUUCCAGUACAUGUGUCAUUGACCCCCUGUAGAUAAUCUUUUUGGGAUUAUCUAUGUGAUGUGUAAUGAUUGUAAUUUUUAUAAUGGGAGUGAGGCAAAAGGGCAAAAUUGGCCAUGGUUUCUAGUUGGGAGGAUCGCUGGUCCGGUACUCUCUUAUCUGUCAUGGUGAACAUCUGUAGGCAUCUGUAAGCUGCAGUGAUAUGUACAAUACAUGCCACUUUCGGCCUACCUUGGUUGGUACCUGUCAUGUGAUAAGAGCUGAAUUAAAAACUAUGUGGAAAUAAAAAUUUAUUAAGUAAAUCAAGUAACAAUCCAUAAAAAAUAGAUGCAUAUUUAUAUCUUAAUGUUUGUAAGAUAUUGGAAUCAUAAAUGCUUUGAAUGUAAAGCAAGAUGU
Clarias gariepinus (North African catfish) is the source of this 2280-nucleotide messenger RNA. RefSeq names its product beta-1,3-galactosyltransferase 2-like. Gene Ontology annotation, molecular function: N-acetyl-beta-D-glucosaminide beta-(1,3)-galactosyltransferase activity. The record is from RefSeq and is a predicted model, not a curated record. The transcript is spliced from 2 exons. Lineage: Eukaryota; Metazoa; Chordata; Actinopteri; Siluriformes; Clariidae. Bases 180 to 1217 code for a protein of 345 amino acids. Gene Ontology annotation, cellular component: membrane.